GGCCUUCAUAAGCUGCAAGAUAUUCCCUUUGGAGCAUAUGGGCAAGAAAAUAAAAUCACUACCAAAAAUCACGAAUACUUCGAGCUGCUCGCCAGAUUCUUUGAUUACCUAAUCUUCAACACAUCCAUCCACUCAUACACAUAAAUCAUGAGGAACCAACUAGCAUACUGGGGACCAUGGCGCACGCCCGGAAGAAUCCAGGCUGCCCAAUUCGGAGGCUUUUAUAUUGCAUACCUGGUACCGUUUUCGCUCUUCCUAUAUGCCAUGCAAGACCCCGCUAGUGUUGCGGAAAAGCGAAGGCGAGCAGAACGACGGCGUCUAUGGGCGAAAUAAACUUCCCGAACGCAUUACUCGACAUGCGUGUGUCGAACAUCAAGAGCAGGAGUUCAAAAUACAUCAUAUAUCCAUGAGCCGACGGUGGCGAGAGAUGAUUUGACGCCAUCCAACAACACAAUCAACAAGAACCAAGCCGAAUGAAAGAAAUACUGGAAGAGAGCAGUUAUUCCGACCAGCAAUGCACCAUUGUACAUAUCUGAAUACACACCUGCGGGAAGCUCGAUUCCUCACAGGAUGGCCGUCCAGUUUAAGGGCAUGAGCAUCGUUAUCAACACCAAAGAACCCUUACAAGGAUGACUGGACGUUGGAAGGGCAGACAACAGGAGUUGGGGGAACAUAUUCAUUGGCAUUGGCCAGGCUUUUAUCACAGGAUGAUGGGCUUUGUUUAAUAAAAUGCUAUAGUCGGAUACUAGCAAAUCAAAUAUGGGACUCGAAAGUGGUUACAUGAAGCGUUUGUAUGGUCGAUCCCGGGAAGGGGGCACACCACUCGUCGCAUGUGAAGAGUCCCAGUUCAGAUUAAUUACUUGAGCAGUAUUCGUGCGCAUAUUUUUAAGCUCAUGGACCCGAGGCCAGGCGAGAAAUUGCGACGUCUGGAGUAAAAAACCUUCUUGACUGGGGAAUUUGCUGGAUCUCACUACACCCAGACAGCCAGACCCGAAUUGACCCCCUCGGGCGCCGCCAAUCUUUGGCUCUCCUGUCGCACCCGAGACCCGGACAGCCGAGAGUUUUGCGGCUUGGGAGGACAAAGAAGUUUGUCCCUGAGGCAUGACUCUCACUGGCACAUGCCAAUAAGCGGACAGACCAGUCGCAUGUGAAAGUUUCAGAGGUGACAUCUGCCCCAUCAUCUAGAAAAAUCUCAUGCCGGCCGUUGCCUCUGGGCUGUGGUUCCCUCAACAAACACCCCCGGACAUCCGUGCAGAUUAAACAUGGCCAUAGUUCCCUGUCGCUCGUAUCUGCUUAUUAUGGAGUCUGCAGUGUCUUCCAGCAUGUGCAAGGGUCAUAUCAGGAAGUGAUAACAUCAGAUCCCGGGGAAGAGUGUGUGCUCUUCUCACCUUAUCUAUCCCCAGCCUAUCUCUCAGCGUUUCACCCAGAUAAAUCGCCAGGCAUCAGUCAGUGUGCAUCUUUCCUUGAAAUCACGGCCAGCUUCAACCAUAUUACCUACUCAGAAUGCCUGCAACAGCGUGCGAUCACGCCAUGAUGGCUCCUAACCAGUCCAUGUGCACCGAAGUCGUUCGUUCGAGCUUGUUUACCAUGCUUCCUACCGCUGUACGAUCGCGGAUCCCCGUCCUAUCCUCCAUCAGACGCUCAGCCAAAGCUGUUGUCUUCAGUGGUGCCGAUAAUGCGCGUCGAAAGGCAUAUACAAUCUCGAGUCUGGACAGCAAUCAAGAUAUGUACUCUGUUGGAUUUGCGUCCACGGUACCCAACAGCGAAUUGAGUACUCCGACGUUAAGACCUCAAACUCCAGAAGAGUCGAUUCGCACCUCAGAACUCAGCUUGACGAUGCUGCCUCAGCCAAUGACUGAGUCGGGGGUGAAAUGGGAUGUUGCUACAACAGGCAUUCGACUCUGGACAACAGCCAAACAACAAGCCGAACAGAACGGCGACUCGGCCGCAUUGCGCAGCAUGCAUAUUGAUGCGGUGAGAUAUAUGCACAUGGCCCUGCCAUCGGACUUGACCCCUCUAGAGAUCAACAGCCUCAGAGCUAGCAUGCCUGUUGAGUUACUGCCCUUUCCUGAGUCGCCCAGUCCAAGAAUCGAGCGACCUCCGACCAUGUUGCGGCGGAGCGUGGCACAGUUGGUAUGCUGGGCUUUGGCAAUUGUGCUGUUUGUCGUCCCGGUAGUCAUGGCCUUUCUCAAUCGUGCUCUUCAGAUUGCACUCAACGUCGAACGGCGACAUCAAGUGACAGAGCGAUUUCUAAGCAACAGCCUCGACAUCGUCUCUGCUUUUGGAGAGCAGGGAUCUAGACUACAACAGCCAAUGGCUCGAUUCAAGGAUGGACCUUUGGGGCUAGCAUUUUUGAAGAUACUGAAUUGGUUUAUGGAAGGGGUUUUGGGUGGCGUCAACGAUGGUUUUGAGGCCAUCGCUCAACGGCGGCCAAAAGCUGCUUGAGAGCGUUGGGCUAUUUGGUGUGGUUUGUUUGGGAGAAGCGGGUUGGGAUGGACGUCUGUUAUUGCCCUUAUGAUUAUGAUACCCUUUACGCUAGACACGAAUGACGAUAGAUACAAUACACUUGACGUCUCCUUA
Exophiala mesophila is the source of this 2580-nucleotide messenger RNA. RefSeq lists its product as uncharacterized. The coding region runs from base 1504 to 2445 and encodes 313 amino acids. The transcript has a single exon. The record is from RefSeq and is a predicted model, not a curated record. NCBI's taxonomy places the organism in Eukaryota, Fungi, Ascomycota, Eurotiomycetes, Chaetothyriales, Herpotrichiellaceae.